AUGGUGAUAAAUCUAUUAUUAAUUUUUGUAUUAGUUAAUAUAACACAUUGUCAAGCACAUUUGCAAAACAAUUAUGCACUAAAUACCAUACUAGAAGAAACAACCAAUUUUUUUGAGAAAUUAAAAUCAGAUUAUGCGUUUAAAAGUUUGAACAAAGAUAUAUUGGCUGAAAUCAAUGGAAAUAUUACGAAGCACAUGCAAAAUUCAUUUAAACAACCAUUUAACCGUUAUAAAAGAGAAAUACGAGAAGUUUCCAACAAAGGUAUUGACGUAUUAAACGAAUUUGAAGAUUUUGAGCAGUUGAAUUUCAAUGUCGUUCGAAAUAUAAAUUUUUUCUCUUUGCAAAACGAGCUUCAGACAACUUGGUUCAUUGCAAUUUUGGUCAAUUUAAAAAUAUCUGUUUAUCGGAUAGAAAAUCAUAUUUUUCAUUCCGUUGCUGAUUAUACUCUGAUCAAUGGCAAGGAAAUGUUUGUACAUAGCUGCGCUUAUGGAUCAGCUCUUUUGAUAGUUCAAAAUGAAGAUGGCUCGAUCCUUAUCUUGCGCUUCUCAGAAGCGGAAAAUAAGUAUGAUUUGUCCCCUAUUCAAGAUUUUGAACCCAACGACAUAACGCAUAUAGCGAUCUGGCAAGGAAUGAACCAACUAUACUUAGGCAUUGCGUCGCGCUCGAACAUUUCAAUUUACGUUUGGUUUCGUGAUUAUUUUGAUUUGGUGCAUACCAUAAACCAUGAUACCAAGAAAUUAAUCCCUUUCUACAGCAAAGGGUUUAUGUAUCUCGCUGUAACUGGACCUACCACAUUAAUUUUCAAGUAUUUUAUAAAAUCUAACGAGUUUGCGAUAACGCAAAGAUUACCAUCCAGUCAAGAUGUCUCGUCUUUUCAAUUAAUAGAAGGUCACUUUAUGGAACAUUUUCUAAGCCUUUCCAUAGACUCGUCUAUAGUUAUCUACAAAGAAAUUCACGACCGUUUUGUUCCGUUCCAACAAAUUUCUCCCGGAUCAUUUACUGUACCAAUAGUUUCGAACAAAGCAAUCGUGAUUUUAUCUCUACACGAAGAUACGAUACUAAUUUACCAGUACGAUGGCUGGAGAUUUGUAAAAUUAAAUAUAGAAUUGUCCGGAGUCCGUCAAUUUCGUAAAAUUACUUUGUACGGAAAAGACUUGUUGUUAAUAAAAUACACAAACGAUACAUGGGCGUUAAAACAACCAGUAUGGACCAAAAAGAAUUCUAAUAAAGACUUGCAAGACGAAAUCAGAAUAUGGAAUAUUAAUGCUAUGAACAUGGCGCAGAGAAUACCGAAAGAAAUACCAGAUUCGGAGAAUCCUGUUAAAAUUUUAAAAGGCCACAUCAAUAAACUUCUUGUUCGCAAUAUAAACGAGCACAACUCGCAAGCGUUAAAGGAUGUAUCGAAACAGUAUAAAAGAGUAAUCUCAAAGCUUCGAGAACAAAAAGGCAUUAUAAAUAGUAAAUUCCACUCUAAUAAUUUAACUCUUGUUUCUUUACACGCGAAGAAUAUACGUGUUAAAUGCAAAACAAAAUGCAAAGUAAAUCGUCUGAAUAUUAAAGGAAAUUCUAAUCCUCUGUCCAAGUUACAAGCUACAAGAAACAAUAAUCGAAUACUGAAUUUUGAGGCCAUAAAUGUUACAGAAUUAAAAAAUUGGAAAUGCCCGCUGUUUAGUCUUCCAAUAGAAAGCAUUGUUGUUGGCAAAUCAAUUAACGAGAUGUCAUUAAACGAUUUACAGGAAAACGUUCUCAAAGUGAUUGGUAAUCAAGAGGUCAUUGGAGAACACAUUUUCUACAGUAUGAAUGUGAUAGAUGCUUCCAUGCGAUUGAAUAUUGCCACAAAUUUGACGAAAACAGAAAUACAUACGCGAGAGAUAAAAGUAAAAGAAUUAAAUUUAGCAACAGGCGGAAUUCUAUUACCGUUAAACGGUCCCCCCACAACGAUGAAUGGCUCGAUCAAAGCAUCCAAAGUAAAAGUGAAGAACGAUAUUCGUUUAAGAGGGAAAUUAUUUGGUGAUUCGAGAAAAUCCUUAUUGCCUGUGACGAUAAUUCCUGAGCACAUUACCAUAAAAGGUGGUUCAAUCUUAAGCAAUACUAGAAUUGAAAAUUUGAGAUCAGGAGAUUUAAUUACCAAUAAGGCGAGCUCAGUCAAAGAUAUAUUGUCGAACGUAGUAUCUUUACGCGAUAAUGUAUCGGUAUCCCUAAUAUUUUCAAGCGAGAAAACGAAAUGGAACAAUGUUAUUUUACAUGGUUUUCAAGAUUGGGUAACUGCUGAUUCCCUGAAUAGUGUUACCAUAUCAGGAAGAAAACAUAUUUUGCAGAAUGUGGGGAUAGAAAAAUCUACAUACGAAACUGUUAAAUUUCCAGAUGUUCUUUUUUUCGUUCAAAGGAUUGAAACACCAGUAUGUGGUGUUGCUAUAAUUGUACCUGAAAUAAAGACCACCACACUAGUAGUGGACAAUAUUAGGAUAAAACGAUUGAAGAGUUCGCGUGUUUUUGGGAGUCUAGGUGAAAUAUAUUCUACACAGAAUACAAUCUCUUUGUUCAAGCCCUUCGAUCUGAUCGUUGAACGGUUUUAUCAUAAUGUUACUGUAAAAAAUGUAUCUGCAAUACGCAUAAAUAACGUAAACUUAACAGAAAUGGAAAGACUUGUGAAUUUAUGGACUGAAUCUAACAAUUUGAAGUCUAAAAUCGAGACGAUGAAUUUGGUAGUUGGAGUACUUCGAUCGCCUGUUCAAUUUCGUAUAGAAGUGCCCAAAGUAAUAAGAAAUAUGGUAUCAGAACAGAAUGUUCAUGUGGGUAGCGUUAAUAAUGUAAAUAUCAUUGAUUUUUUGGCCAAUGCUGUAAAACUUGAUGAUGUAAUAUCCUUAGGAAACAUAACGUUCGACAAUGGUUUCACAACAAAUCGUAUGUACACCUCUUACCGGUCGUUCAAUUUGACACAAUUAAAGGAAAACCCUAAUCUACAUAAAAAACGGAUUUCCGGAAAUAUAGAAACGAACGCGAUAAAUUUGCCAUAUUCUACCGCAUUCGUGGAAAGUGAAAUUCCAUCCAACAUUGCCAUUAUAGGUACUGCAACAUUUCCGAUAGAACCAACGAUCCGAAAUAUAAACAAAAUCAAUUUAAAAGAAUUGUUUACAAGAAUCUGGAUGGCAACAGAUUUUACAGUUUUUCGAGGGAAAAAUUUGCGCAUCAUAAAUGCACAAUUGAAAAGAAAUAUUCUCCUAAAUAACUCUUUGAACACGUUAAAUCUUGAAACAUGGAAGAACAUAUCAGAACGUAUUUUAAGCAAAACAAAAUCACAGGAAAUAACGGUUCCUGCUUCUUUGAAGAAUAUUGAAACACCCGUUAUCAUAGGUUCAAGCACUCCAUCCAUAAAGUGUUUAGAUUCAAAUUUCAACGACGCGUUUGAUAAUGCCUUAAUAAGACAUAAACCGCAAGAAGUUACGGCAAAAUGGACAUUCGAUAAAUUGAAGGUUUUAGACAAAUUGCACGCAAUGAAGAAAAUUAACGACUUGAAUUUUAAAACGGAUAUCAUGAGACACAACUCAACGGGGAAUAUUGUAACUGGGAAGAAAACGGUGGUAGUUUUAACAGCAGAAAAUUUGAAUGGUUUAAAUUUCGAUGAAUGGGCUGAUAAUGCUUUAAUGAAAGAGAAGAAGUCUGUAACCAUUAAAGGGCGAAAGUAUUUUAACACUGUCACGAUCAACAAUAUAAAUGUAUCUGGCACUAUAAUGGGGCACAACAUAGAGGAAGCAUUAUCAAAAUCUGCAGAUCAAACGCUCCAUGGUGAAAAAACAAUUCAAGGAUUUUUCAAUACACCGAUGCUCGUUAUUGAUAGUUUGGUGAACGACGUAAACUUAACCGAUUUAAUGAGCCGCCAAUUGAAGAAAAAGGAACAGCCUUUGCAAAUAAUAAAAACGAAAAUAAAGUUACAAAACGUCUUGAAAAUUGUUGGAAAUCUUACAGUGAAUGAUACUUAUGGAAAAGCAGAGUUCAAGAACUCUUAUAAGGCUUAUUCGAAUUUAGAGGCCGUCGAAGAAAAAAUGAGAAAAUAUUCAAAAAUAUCUGAGACAAUUAAUGUAGCAUUACGAAAUCGGGCAGUUUAUGUAAACAAAUUGGAAGUUGUAAAAGAAACGAAUGCUAUCAAUGCUUCCAAUGAAAAUAUAUCGUUUCAGAAAGAACAGUGCGGACCUAAAAAUUUUUCCCGGCUUUGUGCUAACGAGCGCGUAGUGAAUAUCAUUUCUAAAUUAAAUUCGAGUGAUUUUGUAAUGAUAAAAUCGGUUUCGUUGGAUAAGGAGGAGUUUGUUAUAUGGAUAAAAUUCGAUUCAGUUUCCAUAUAUUUAUACAACAAUAUUGAUGAUAGCCUUUCUCAUUUAAAAGACUUACAUAUUCCGAACAUAAUCGACGCGUUCGUGGAGUCGAUGUCACACUCAUUAUGGAUCAUUCUACGAUUAAUAUCGCAAACGCUGGCGUUACGUUAUCAACCCUGGAACGACGUACAAGAAUAUGUUUUACCAGCCACGGAUGUAUUUAAAAUGAGCUGGUUUUCAAAUGGGCAGCUGUUAUUAUUAUUAUCGGACGGUGUCUGGAACCUCGAAGGUCUUGCAAGCCCCCAAAAUGUUAUUAAUAUUCCUCUUAAAGGAAAAGUGGUGGCCCUUAUAGACGGGCCUAACUACUAUGUGAAGUGCUCAUCGAUGAACAAUGUAACUUUAAUGAAGGCUCGAUACGUAGGAAAUUGAACACUGCAUUGAUCAGUUAUAGUAAUUUUAAUGUAUUACUAAUCUAAAUUCAUUGCACC
Colletes gigas is the source of this 4799-nucleotide messenger RNA. RefSeq lists its product as uncharacterized. Lineage: Eukaryota; Metazoa; Arthropoda; Insecta; Hymenoptera; Colletidae. The record is from RefSeq and is a predicted model, not a curated record. The transcript has 15 exons. The coding region runs from base 1 to 4740 and encodes 1579 amino acids.